GUGCAGCACUACUGAAUAGCAAUUUGACGCAAAAUACACAGAUAAAAAAAUAUAUAUGAAAAUCAAUUAAGAAAAUUUCAAUGUGUAACAGCAUUGCUCAAUGUUUUGGAGUCAGUUACUAAAAUUACAAUCAAUUUGAUCCACAAUGAGCUCGCGCAGAACGAGAUCUGGCCCCACGCUCAACUUUAAAGCGGUGCUAUUGGGCGAAGGCUGCGUGGGCAAAACAUCGCUAGUGCUGCGUUACAUGGAGGACAAGUUCAACACCCAGCAUCUGAGCACACUGCAAGCCUCGUUUGUGACCAAAAAGGUGACGCUGCCCGACGAGCGACGGGCCCAGCUCAACAUCUGGGAUACGGCUGGACAGGAACGUUUCCAUGCUCUGGGUCCCAUCUACUAUCGCGGCUCGGACGGUGCACUGCUUGUGUACGACAUCACAGAUCAAGACUCAUUCCAGAAGGUCAAAUCAUGGGUGCGUGAACUGAAGCAGAUGCGUGGCAGCGAAAUUGCCUUGAUCAUUGUGGGCAACAAGACUGAUCUGGAGGAGCAGCGUGCCAUCGAGUAUGAGACGGCACAGCGUUAUGCCCAAACGGUGGGCGCUCAAUAUGUAGAAACGUCGGCCAAGGAGAACGAAGGUGUCAGCGAACUGUUCGAGCUGCUCACCCAACUGAUGGUCGAGCAUCAUGGCCAGAAACAGCAGCCAAAUGACACAAAUAAUACCCAUAGUAAUAGCAAUAGCAAUACCAGCAAUGCCCUACGUCUGCAGAGCAGUUCGAAUGCUGCUGGAGGUGCGAUUAGCAUUGCGGAUGAUGCCGAGCACGAUGAUGAUGAGAAUGAGAAUAAUGGUGGCGCUGCUCAUCGCUCCUGCUGUGGCAUCUAAGGGGGCUGCUUUGUCGGCCGUCCAUUGUGAUAAUACAUAUAUUGUACUAGUAGAUCUGUAACCGAUGUGUAUUUGUAUAUAAUACUUGUGUAAUUACCGUAUCUCUCCUUCCCCUCUACCCCACCCUUUCAUUAUCAUUAUGAUCCCUUAACGAUCUUUCCCCUUAAUCCGAAUUUUGUCCGUUUUGUUUUUCACACCAUUAUAUGGUUGUAUUUCUCUUAACUUUCGUUAAUUCAAUUUCUUUUUGGUAUGCGUCAUAAUACUUCAUAACGAACUUCAAGCGAUAAGCGAGUUUAACAAACUCCGGUUUUUCCGUUUAAAGCGCAAUUCCGGAAUGCUCUCGUGACAAAGGUGCCAAAGCGCUACGAUCUAAAUAAUCUUUCCCUCUUCCAAACUUCGUUUCUCCCUCGCCUCACCCAACAAAUUAACAACUUAUUUGACACUUGAGAAUUUCACAGGUUUAGUUGAAGUUUUGCAAGUGAUCUUCCGGGUUGGAAUUAAACUGUAUGGAAUGUUGUGUGAUGUCUCUUAGCCGCAGGCCAUUUUGGUAGCCAGUGCUAUCUAUAAAUAAAUACAAAUUAGUUUCAUA
Messenger RNA from Drosophila sulfurigaster albostrigata, 1466 nucleotides. RefSeq names its product ras-related protein Rab-21 (gene Rab21). Gene Ontology annotation, molecular function: GTPase activity; GTP binding. Gene Ontology annotation, biological process: Rab protein signal transduction. The coding region runs from base 146 to 877 and encodes 243 amino acids. The transcript has 2 exons. Lineage: Eukaryota; Metazoa; Arthropoda; Insecta; Diptera; Drosophilidae. The record is from RefSeq and is a predicted model, not a curated record.